This is a messenger RNA of Effrenium voratum, 3393 nucleotides long. The record is from the annotation of a GenBank genome assembly. Lineage: Eukaryota; Dinophyceae; Suessiales; Symbiodiniaceae.
CGGUGCUUCGCCUCUCCCCAUCGGUUUGAACAAGUCCUCUCGAAGCUCGCCUGGGCGGGGUCUCGCCGAAGCUCGCCAUGACGGGCGCGCGGCAUACCCGCGUCUUCUUCCGGUGGCACGGCACUGGGGUGAGCGCGCACGAGGAGGUGAAGGUGAUCGGCAGCUGCGAUGAGCUGGGCGGCUGGGACCCCUCGAGCGCCAUCCCCUUGUCCCCGGUGCAAGAGGUGGAGGAUUGCUGGUGGACGGAGAACGGCAUUCGGAUUCAGCUGAAGGAGAAGUUCGAGUAUCGUUACGCCAUCUUCGCCGGGGAUGACUUCCUGCGCUACGCCGUGGAGCACGAGGAGGCGCACUGCGCCGUCGCCACAGGCCGCAGCUUGGUGCUCGAGGACGACGGCGGGCGGUGCCGUGCCACCGGAGAUGACGAGGUCGCGCAGGUCCGCGCUCCUUCGCCCUCACCCUCGCCCUCGCGGCAAAUCUCAGGGCAGGCGCAGAGCCCCACCCAUUCCCCGCGCACGUCGCCGCGGAUGGGCAUCCGCAGCAAGAGCAUGGACCUCACGCAGCUCUGUGACGUCACCAGCGAAGACAAGGCCUUCUUGGUCUUCCGGAGCCUUCCCGUGGUGGUCACUCGGAAGGAGAGCGGGGAGUGGCAGGUGGACAAGAUCAGCCACGGCGCCGGCACUGCGCUGCCGCUGCUGAAGCACUUCACGCAGACGGGGCUGGCUCCGGGGGAGGCCAUCAACGUGCAAGUGAAGUUCAUCGGCCACCCAGGCGUAUGCGUCACGGAUCCGGCCGAGAGGAAGCAGCUCUCCGAGCUCUUGGCCAACCACUCCUGCAUCCCGGUUUACAUGGAUGAGGAGCUGGUGCACAAGCACAACGUCUUUUCAGAAGACUACCUUUGGCCGGUCUUCCACAACAUGAAGAUUUUCGACUCCACCAUCACAGGUGACGCUGGCAUGGAGUCCUUCGACAAGGCGCUCUGGAAGAACUUCCUGGCGCUGAACAACGCCUACGCGGAGGUGAUCACCACCCACGGGGACGAGGAUACGCUGGUGUGGAUCCACGACUACGAGCUGGUGAUGGUGCCCCGCUUCGUGUACCAUCGGAACCCGGAGUUCACCACGGGGCUCUUCAUGCACUGCGCCUUCCCCAGCACCGAGGUGAUGAGUUGCCUCCCGGUGCGCGAGGAGAUCCUGCAGGGCAUGCUCAGCUCCAGGCUGGUGACGUUCCAAACCUUCGACUACUUAAGGCACUUCAUGUCCUGCUGCGCCGAAGUCUUGGGGUCCCGGCACUCCUUCCAGAAGGGCGGCAUCCUCCAGGUGGAGCACGACACGCGCAGUGUGGUGGUCUUCGCGGAUCAUUUCGCCAUCCCCUACAAGCACUUGGUGAAGAAGCUCACAGACGACAAGGUGGUGGAGAGAUGCAACGCCAUCCGGAGCAAGUUCAAAGGCAAGACCAUCAUCGGCUCCUAUGAUCGCUUCGACUGCUUCAGCGGGUUGCCCUUGAAGCUGCGGAUCUUUCACCGAUUCCUCUCGGAGUACAGCUCCUACAGGCAGCGCGUGGUCUUGGUGCAGUACAUCCGCGCGCGCUUUUCGGACUCCGGGCGCCAGGGAAUGGUGGGCCUCGAGGAGCUGCAAAAGAUGGCCGAUGAGACCAACAAAGCCUUCGGCAGGAAUGGCCAGCCGGUCGUGGAGAUUGUGGUGGAGGACACCAGCCGGGAGAAGCAGCUGGGCGUGCUUUCGGCCACUGACAUCUUGCUGGACACCUCCACCAACGACGGGCUCAACCUCAUCCCCUUCAACUUCUAUGCCGCCCACUCCCAGGACCACAAAGGGGUGGCGCUCAUCAGCGAGUUCUGCGGCUGCUCCUCGGUGCUCACAGGCGCUUUCAAGAUCAACCCUUGGAACGCCACCAGCGUGCUGGCGGCCCUGGACCAAGCGCUCUGCAUCUCCCCCGAGAACCAGGCGGAGCGCUUCGUCAAGGACCACUCCUAUGUCUCCUCGCAGACACUGGUGCAGUGGGUGCACAAGAACCUCUCGGAGCUGAAGGUCACCCGCAACUCCUCGGCCAUGGCGGUGCGCAACUCCUCAGGACCACCUCACAUCCACACGGAAGAGGUGUUGAGCGCUUACCGGAGCGCCAAGAAGCGCGUGAUCUUCCUGGACAACGAAGGAACCAUCGCUGCCAAAGCGCGAUGGCAGAUCCAGUCCGGGAACUUGGCGCUGCAGAAGCAGGGCCAGCCCCCGGACCCCCACGUGCUGGACCUGCUGCAGACCUUGGUCAACGACCGCUGCAACACCGUGGUGAUCCUGAGUGGCCGCACCAAAGAUACCAUGGAGUCCUGGUUCAGCACGGUGGAGGGCCUGGGCCUCUGCGCGGAGCACGGCUUCCACCGCCUGCUGCCGCGGACGCUGCGGGACUCGGAGGACCGCGGCUGGAGGGCAGCGGCGAUGAUGGACGACAACCAAGAGUGGAAGACGUUGGCCACGGAGCUGAUCCAGCAGUACGUGCGCCGCAUCCAGGGCUCCAUCCUGGAAGCCAAGGCCUGCGCCAUCUCCUGGAAUUAUCGGGAGGUGGGCGCGGCCGGGAUCAUCGACGACGUGGCGCUGGAGCUGAUGCGGUUCCUGGACCCCGCGAACCCCCAGGGCCUGCUGCACGGCUAUCCGGUGAAGGUGAUGAUGGGCAAGGGCUAUGUCGAGGUGAAGCGAGCAGACAUCGACAAGGGCGCCGCCGUCAUCAAGACCCUGGAGGCGGUCGGGGCGGUGGACUUUGUGCUCUGCGUGGGCGACGACCGGUCCGACGAGGACAUGUUCCAAGCCAUCACCGAGUACUUCCAACGGCCGCCCAAGGAGCCCUCCCUGGCGAGCGCCUUGUCCCAGUCCCAGGCCUCCAUCAAGAAGAGCAUGCAAGGGUCCAUGGCAUCGAUGGAGGGCUUCGAUGUCUCGCCGUCCUCCGCAGCGUCCCCCAAGGCCAAUGCGGAGAGAAAGUCCACAGCGCCCAGCCGGAGCGUGGCCUUCACUGACGAUAGUGUUGACAUGCCGGCCACCGCGGCGUCGCCCUCGCCGGUGGACCGAACUGUCCGGGCCCAUGCCACGCAAGUCUUCACCGCGACGGUGGGGAGGAAACCGACACAGGCGAAGUACUUCUUCGCAGACAUCCACGAGGUGUCCACGUGUCUCAAGAAGUUGGCUACGCAGGCAAUUGUGGGCUCCUUCUCGCGCUUCGCGUCCAUGCCGGACAUCAACAUGCAGGUUGAGCUUCAGAGUGGUUCGGAAGGAGAAGGGGAGGACUUCAAGCUGGGGCGAUCCACCACUGCCAGCAGCUUCCUGAAGAAGCCGCUGGGCCAAGUCUGAGCAGCUCGCUAGGGCUGGAAGGAGGGAUGAGUCGAGCCGCCGA